Monopterus albus (swamp eel) is the source of this 2600-nucleotide messenger RNA. RefSeq names its product kelch-like family member 21 (gene klhl21). The record is from RefSeq and is a predicted model, not a curated record. Gene Ontology annotation, biological process: protein ubiquitination. The transcript is spliced from 5 exons. Gene Ontology annotation, molecular function: protein binding. Bases 308 to 2143 code for a protein of 611 amino acids. Lineage: Eukaryota; Metazoa; Chordata; Actinopteri; Synbranchiformes; Synbranchidae.
AGCCCGCAUUUCUGUUAACACGCAGUUGUUGAGGAUUUAACAUCACUGUCCGUGGAAUGUCGACGAGGACAUUGGCUGCGUGUUCAUAUUGAACAUAAUAGUUCCGACAGGACGUGAAAGCAACAUUUGUUACAAGGUGUCAUGGCGCAGGAGAGACGAGAGAUAUGCGGCGUCAAACUUUAAUUUCAGCUCGUUUCGUUCGGUGUUAGCGCGAUAUACCUCAUCGAUUUAAUAACAUUUAGAGAAGGCAAUUACGGCAUUCUGAGCGCAACCAGCAGAUACUGAGACACCCAGAGAGAGAGGAGAGAUGGAAAAGCCAGUGUUGCAGACACAACCAUCCACUUUGCCUUUUUUUGACACAGCUCAUGCCUUCAAUCUGCUGAGGGGAAUCCAUGAGCUUCGUGCUGAAAGGAAGUUUUUUGAUGUGACUCUAUGUGCCGAGGGCCAUGAGUUUCACUGCCACCGCACGGUGUUGGCCGCUGCCAGCACCUACUUCCGGGCUAUGUUCACUGGAAUGCUAAGGGAGAGCGUUAUGGACCGGGUAGUUCUCCACGAGGUGUCAGCUGAGCUUUUAGGCCUCCUGGUGGACUUCUGCUACACAGGACGGGUCACUGUUACUCAGGAUAAUGUGGACCUCCUGUUGAAGACGGCUGAUCUGUUUCAGUUUCCCUCGGUCAAAGAGGCCUGCUGCGCUUUUCUGGAGCAGCGGCUGGAUGUUUCCAACUGCUUGGAGAUCCAGGACUUUGCAGAGGCUUAUGCUUGCAGAGAGCUGGCGACCAGUGCUCGCCGCUUUGUCCUCAGAAAUAUAAUGGAGCUGGCUAAAGGGACAGACUUUGAGCGAUUACCUUGGAAGCGCCUGCUUGAGUUUGUGUCAGAUGACGAGCUUUGUGUGGACAAGGAGGAGACAGUUUAUCAUAUCGCAGUGCGCUGGGUAAAGGCUGAUCUCCAGCGGAGGCUGCACUACUGGCCCGAGCUUCUCCAGCAGGUCCGACUCCCCUUCGUCAGGAGGUUCUUUCUCUUGGCCCAUGUAGAGAGUGACCCACUCGUUUACCUUUCACCCACCUGCCUCCGCAUGGUGAACGAAGCCCGUAGCUUCCAGUCCUGUGAGUAUGACCGCCAUGACAGGCCCUGCCACCGCAUGCGGCCACGGCCAUCCACGGGGUUGGCAGAAAUCCUAGUGGUGGUAGGAGGCUGUGACCAGGACUGUGAUGAGCUGGUCACAGUGGACUGUUACAACCCCCAGACUAGACAGUGGCGCUACCUGGCCGAAUUCCCUGAUCACCUCGGAGGAGGCUACAGCAUAGCUGCUCUCGGAAACGAUAUGUAUGUCACAGGUGGCUCAGAUGGCUCUCGCCUCUAUGACGGCGUGUGGCGCUACAACUCCAGCGUCAAUGAGUGGACAGAGGUGUCGCCCAUGCUGAAGGCCCGUGAGUACCACAGCUCUUGUGUGCUGAAAGACCAGCUGUAUGUUGUGGCAUCGGACAGCACAGAGCGCUACGAUCACGCUCUGGACUGCUGGGAGGCCUUACCAGCCAUGCUGCAUCCCAUGGACAACUGCUCUACCACCACAUGCAAUGGACGCCUGUAUGCUAUAGGCUGCCUGACCGGAGAAGACACCAUGGCCAUCCAGAGCUAUGACGCAGACACCAACCUCUGGUCCAUGGUUAACUGUGGACAGCUGCCCCCAUGGUCCUUCACGCCGAAAACUGUGACCCUCGACGGCCUCAUCUACUUUGUCAGGGAUGACUCAGCUGAGGUGGAUGUUUACAACCCUCAUAAGAGCGAAUGGGACAAAAUUAGUCCGAUGACCCAGGUCCACGUUGGAGGCAGUGUGGCAGCCCUGGGUGGUAAAUUAUACGUGUCUGGUGGGUAUGACAAUACGUUUGAACUGUCAGAUGUGGUGGAAGCCUACGACCCCACCACCCGCACGUGGACCCUUGCUGGAUGUCUGCCUCAGCCGACCUUCUGGCACGGCAGUGUUAGCAUAUUCCGUCAGUUCAUGCCUCUAGUGUCCAGCGCUUUUGAACCCACUGACAUAGCUGAGUCGAAUGGCAUUUACCUGCGCCGACACCAGCGUCACCAGGCGCUCCACAAUCUCAACAACAAUCUCAAUCAGAACCAGGAUGUGAACCCAGCGCACUGAGUUUGGACCUAGAAAUCCCAGCCACUCAUGUUGAGUCCGUUCCCACUCCUUGUGCCAUCAGUAGUUUACUGUGAAUUUACCUCAUCACAAGGCUGUUGAAUGCAGAAGACUGAGCAUGUAUACAGUAGUCUGGGCUCCUUGUAAUCCACUUCACUGCCAAGCUGUCACAUUGGUAACCACUCAAGUCUGUUGACUGGAAGGCUGCAUGAUUCUUAGCCCUGUUUGGUGGGAGAUGGGCCUGGGUGGUUCCCACAGAAAAGCUCAGGGAGGCUGCUGCUCUUUACUGGAAGUAGGGAAGGAAAGCAUAUUUGUCAAAUGUCAAGUACCGUAAAAUCCGGACUAUAAGCCGCUACUUUUUUCACAAGCUUUGAACACUGCGGCUUAAACAACGAUGCGGCUAAUUUAUGGAUUUUUACAGGCUAACGAGCUUCAUGCCGCCAAUACAUUUAGCCUCGUC